Messenger RNA from Dioscorea cayenensis subsp. rotundata (Guinea yam), 933 nucleotides. RefSeq lists its product as uncharacterized. The transcript has a single exon. Bases 1 to 933 code for a protein of 310 amino acids. The record is from RefSeq and is a predicted model, not a curated record. Lineage: Eukaryota; Viridiplantae; Streptophyta; Magnoliopsida; Dioscoreales; Dioscoreaceae.
AUGAAUUCAGAAAGGAAUUGGAUGUACGCUAGGCUUAAAGAUGGUUUUCUAAACCCUGAUUUUUUACGAGGUAUCAAUGGCUUCAUUGAGUUUGCAAGAAUGCACCCAGAAUGUAUGGAUGGAAUUAAAAUCAAAUGUCCAUGCAAUCAUCGUAAAUGUCAAAAUCGUGCAUUUUGGGAUGAAAAUACUGUUAGGUAUCAUCUAAUGAAGUAUGGAUUUGUAAGCUACUAUUACCAAUGGAUUCACCAUGGAGAACCUAGUGAGCCAUAUAUCGACAUUCAUGGUGAACAGGGUGUAACCCCUAAGGCUACAAGUGCUGGACCAUCAUCAUAUAAUAUGUAUGAACAAAUGGUCAUAGAUGCUGCAGGGCUUGAUUUCUCACCUACUUAUAUGGAUGAGCCUCCAAAUGCGGCAGCUAAAAAAUUGUUUGAUAUGUUAAGAGCCGCCAACCAAGAGCUAUGGCCAGGAUGUGAAAAUCACUCACAACUAUCAGCAGUUGCAAGAAUGUUAAAUAUGAAGGCAGAACAUCAUUUAUCUGAAAGAUGUUUCAAUGACUUUUGUCAAUUUUUGAAAGAAAUAUUACCGUCCGAUAAUGCAAUACCAAGUAACUUUUACAACACAAAGAAAUUAGUUCAAGGCUUGGGUCUACCAGUUGAGAAGAUUCAUUGUUGUCUUAAUGGAUGCAUGAUAUACUGGGGAGGAGAUACUGAACUAAUGACUUGCAAAAUUUGUGGACAUCCUAGAUAUAAGCGUCGACAAGGUAGCUCAUUUAAAAAGAAGAAAGAUAUUCCAUACAAGAAAAUGUAUUACUUUCCUUUAACAACAAGGCUACAAAGAUUAUAUGCAUCAAAUGCAACAGCAAAAGAAAUGAGAUGGCAUGCGGAGCAUGACCUUGAAGAAGGGGUGAUGCGCCAUUGUUCGACAGAAUCAUGA